Molecule: messenger RNA, 6332 nt
Organism: Procambarus clarkii (red swamp crayfish)
Lineage: Eukaryota; Metazoa; Arthropoda; Malacostraca; Decapoda; Cambaridae
Source: RefSeq, a predicted model, not a curated record
UGCCGCCUACGAGUAUCGAGAUGGCGGGCCAUGUCCAGGACGCUAAGAUCACCGUGAGGGCUGGAGACUCCAUCUCUCUGGAGUGUCUCAUUAAGGACUCCAAACCUGUUGCCCAAGUCACGUGGUACAGAGGCAGUGAAGUCCUCAGGUUAGAGUCCCAAGAAGAUACUCGAGAGGACUCUGAGACGAACGCUCACUUGGCCUCUCUACGGACGAAGAUAACCUUCACUCCAACGCACUCAGACAACGGCAUGGAGUACAGCUGCCACGCCCUCCACCCUGCACUCCAGCACUCCAACACUCAGAAGGUGGCCAGAGUACAUCUUGACGUCCACUACGAGCCCGGAGCGCCGGAGAUAACAGGCUACACGGAAGGGGAGAUCGUUCGCGCCGGGGACCGCAAGACACUAACUUGUCGCGCCAGGGGCGGCAACCCCCUGCCGGAAGUCUUCUGGUACAAGAACGGGGCGCAGGUCGACAAGAACUUCAUCAAGCACCGGAGCUACGCCAUCAACGAGUACUCGUUCCAGGUGGAGGCGUCGGACAACCUGGCCAGGUACGAGUGUCACGUCUUGAACGUCAUGACGACGGAGCCCAAGAAAGCGGAGAUACAACUUAGGGUAAACUUUGCCGCCUCUUCGGUGACGAUUUCCGGGCCAGACGAAGCCAAAGUCGGGGACGUGAUCGCCAUCAGCUGUGUGGCUGAGAAUUCGAAUCCUCCCGCCGACGUAACCGUCGUUAUCAACGGCCAGACGCCGCCCGGGGCCACUUCGAGGACCCAGAAAGUGGACCACGGAGGCUGGCGGACCAUCACCAACCUCACCAACUACGAAGUCCGACCUAUUGACUCCGAUCUCACCGUCAACUGCUACGCGCUGAACCAGGCUCUCGGCUCCACCAAGAUUGACACGAAGGUCGUCAGUGUUCUGCGCCCCCCGGAAGCCCCCGUCAUCCUUGGCUACGAGCCGGGUCGCCUGCUGAAGAAGGGCAACCCGCAGAGGCUGACGUGUGUAAGUAACGGAGGGAACCCCCUGGCAACGCUUCGCUGGUACAAGGCAACGCAGCCGUUGUCGGCGGAGACCCGACAUGACUCCGGCGCCGCCAUCUCCGAACUGGACGUCGUGUUGACGGAGUCCGACAACGAGGCUGAGUACCGCUGUGAGGCGACUAACUCAGCGACCUCAGAGCCUCUGGUUAACUCAACCAUCCUGAGUGUCAUGUUUCCUCCGUCUGGAGUGAAGGUGAGUGCUCGCCCCCGGGCUAUCGUGGCCAACACGCAGGCGUCGCUGGUGUGCGAGUCCGCCUCCAGCAACCCCCCGGCCAACGUGACAUGGUGGAGAGACGGCUUCGAAGUCCAGCCUGGAGACUCUCAAGUCAACGCCGGCCAGUUCGGUGGCACCACGACCAAGUACACAGUGAAGGUAGACGUCACUGCUGAUGAUGACGGGGCCGUCUUCACCUGUCAAGCCGACAACCGCUUUGGCACCACCACUCACGAUGCUGUCACGCUCUCCGUCCAGUAUCCACCCGUGUGGGUUAUCAUGCCGAGCAAGAAGGUGGGCGUGAACGAGGGCGAGAACGUCCUGGUGAACGUGAGCGCCCGAGGGAACCCCGUCGGCGUCACGUACCUGUGGCGACGGGGCGAGGAGGUUGUGAUGGCUGGCAGUCUGCUCAACAUCACCGGCGUGGCUAAGGACCAGGCUGGAGUGUACACCGUCGAGGCCUCGAACUCCCAGGGGGUUACUACUGCCAACCUCACCCUCGAUAUCAAGUACGGCGCGAUCAUCACUUCAAUCAGCGGCGGUCGCAACCUGUCUGUAGGGGAGAGCGUGACCUUGGUGUGUAGAGUGGACGCCAGACCGGAUCCGGAUAUCAGCUGGGGUCGCCAGGGGUACAACUUCGCCAGAACCGAACACAAGAAACAUCUGUCUGAGAACGUGGUGGAGAUGACAAUCAAGAACGUGACCACAGAGGACACGGGCAUCUUCACCUGCCGGGCCAAGAACGAGGUCGGGGAGGAAGCCACAGCCAACACCACCAUCGUUGUCAAGCACAAACCCAUCAUCGACAAGUCGGCCAAGUAUCAGAAAGCAGCUGCCGAAGCUGGACGGAGCGCCAGGCUCACCUGCAGAGCUUCAGGGGCGCCCUAUGUACACUUCACUUGGUAUACGCGAGAUAACACCCCCAUAGAACCCGCUAUCUAUGCUCGCUUCGAUAACAGAUACAUCGUCGAGGACACCAAGCUGGUGGACGAGCUGGUGACCUACGAGAGCGUGUUGCUGGUGAAAAACAUCACCAACAAGGACUACGGGUUCUUCGAGUGCCAGGCACAAAACCCCCUUGGGUCUUCCCGCUCAGCAAUUCAUCUAGAUGGCACCAGCAAGCCAGACACCCCACUCGACCUCAAGGUCGUCAACUUCACCCACAACUCCGUGGACGUGCAGUGGACUCCCAGCUUCGACGGAGGUCUGCCCCAAAAGUUUCGUGUCAGGUUCCACAUUACCGACACGAAUAGAUACCAGUACACUGACGUCUAUCCUGAGAAUGCGACGUCGUUCACGGUGACGGGUCUAGCUCUCGGGACCGGCUACUCCUUCAGUGUCUUGGCGUACAACGACAAGGGCGUCUCAGAGUACACCAAGGCUGAUGUUCAAGCUGUUACCUCCAGCACGGCACCGGCUACGGACACGCCCCCGACCGUGGCACCAGGUGCCAGGGUCUCUGGCCUCAUCGUCGUCAUCAUCACGCUGGUGGGUGCCGCUCUCCUCGUCCUCAACGUGGCCCUCGUCGCCUGCUUCGUCAAACGCCGCGCCCGCAAGCGGCUCACAGCCUGCUCGGACAAGGGGUCCAGCAAGAGCACCACUAUAGAGAUGUACGCCCCAUCCUCUUACACCGGCACUGUUACUGGAGAGACCUUGUCCUCUAUCUCUGAGAAGUCGAGAGAGAGCUACGCCCAUGAGGACUCGGGUGACGAGUACGCCACAGAGGCGGCCAGAGUGACUGCUGCCAGCACCUACCUCAUCGAGCAGCUGGAGCCCCCACCACAAUACGCCACCAGACCCCCACCACACAUCCUGCCCCCGCCUCCCUCCCACAACGACCUCAACAUGGACGACCCGUACGACGACGUCCGACGCAACCAGUACAACGCCGCUCUAGACCGUGCGGCGGCGGGGUACGGCACCUUGGGCAGGCGCAACACCACGCCGGACCACUACAACAUCAACACCACGCCGGACCACUACAACAUCAACACCACGCCGGACCACUACAACAUCACCGCUGCCGAUGACCACUAUCCGCUCCCCAACCGUUACAACACCUACCAGCCGCCCCCCGCCCACACCCCUCUCACCGCCCACACCCAAAACAACGGGUCACUUCGGAGGAACCAACCUUCCAAGCUCCACUUUCCCAAGGACUAUAUCCGCAAUGGCUCCAUGAACAUCCCGGUGUCGUCGUCGUCGUCGUCGUCUUCGGCGGGAAUCGGCAGCCAGUACAGCAACAAACCCCAGUCUCCGACACGCGCCCACCCGCCCACACACACGCCCAUGCUCUCCACCUUCGCCCCGGACGCCAGUCCACCUUCAGGCAUGCCCUUGGAGCACAGAGGUCAUCUGGUGUGAGGCCAGAGGUCGCGGCGGGAAAAAAUGUGUGUCUUCAUCAGCCGAGGCCAAAAAAUAAAGUGACGAAAGAGAUCAAAGUGUACCUCGAGUCGGCCAAUUAUCUCGCCGUCACCAGGUGAGUGAGGCAUCGCUCAUCGCAUCAGCGCUCUCCUCCGAUCUCGUAGCUGUCCGGGUGAACGCUCACUGUUUGCGCUCCCUGUUGACGCUCCCUGUUGACGCUCCCUGUUGACGCUCCCUGGUGCGCUACCUCCAGACACUGCCUGUUGGCACUCCCAGCAGGCAGACGGCAGCUCAACUUGAAGUUAAGAACGCUGCCUGCUCAUGUUUACCAAUGAGCCUCUUCAGUAUUAGAUUGGAAACUGUUGAUUAGAAGUGACGUUUUCUUUUAACGAGUUCUCAAAGGACCUGAAUGAGUUGACUAAUGCUGUAAACGUUGGUGGUGAUUAAGUGAUACAGUGGAAUAAUCAAAUGAACUAAAAUCACAUUGAAAGCGAUUAACAAAUUUUGUUUUCCAUUUCGAAAGCUAAUAAGCUUGAAGAGUUUUGAUAAUCGAAUGCCGGUGGGGAACUGGCAGAUUUCGGACUUCUUAAAUCUGUAGUUUUGUGUAAAGUGACUUUAGAGAGGAUCUCGUUGAUGGCAUUAUGGAAAACCUCAGUCAAACUGUGUUCUAAGAUACCUGGAGGAUUGUGCCAGUGUGAUCUUCCAGAAGUGAUACGAAAGGCUCAGUUUGUCAGUCAGCUUCGUCACAGUGAGGAAAACUGUUAAUCUUUAACAUUUGGAAAAAAAAGACUGGUCUUACACGUCCCACCAUAUAACAGCUGGGUACAAAAAAAGAGAGAGAAGGUGUUGUGGGGAUCAACUGUUUUGUGUCGUAAAAUAUUCUGGGCAACGAGUCUCAAUAUUCUCACUUUUUUAUUCACUUAGAAGAAAAGUAAGUUUUAUUGAGCGAGCACACAAGGGGUGAAAGUCACUCUCACACUGAUGUUUCUUCGACAAGUGAAGACGCUCUUAGGCGCACAUAUCAGGAACAGUUUUGAGUUUCUCUUGCUUCUCUAAGAGAAGUGAGCAAGAUAGUGUGAGGGCGGUGCGAAGGUGGCUCAGUGUGGUCGAAUCACGAAGUGUAAAUGCUCAAAAAUGUGAUGUAAGAUAGUGUAAUUUUAGGCAUCUGUUGAGGAGGUGAGGAAAGGACUCUGGACUUGAUUGCUCUGUGUGCUUCCCCAUUCCCAAAGGGGCUCCAACGUGCCCUCAACUCCAUCUCCAAAGGGGCUCCAACGCGCGCUCAACCCCACCUAUUCCUUUGCUUCUUAAGAUAAUUAAUCAUUCCCAUCAAAACGUGACAAAGAGUCAAGAGUUCACUCACACCCUGCCAUAGUUAAGGGUGUUAUGAACAGAGUGUGUGUGUGUGUGUGUGUGUGUGUGUGUGUGUGUGUGUGUGUGUGUGUGUGUGUGUGUGUGUGUGUGUGUGUGUGUGUGUGUGUUCGAUCGUGUGCAUCUGUGUGUGUGUGUGUGUACGUGUCUGAGUGGUGUACGCAUCAUAAUUACCAUGCCAUGGUAUUACCAAAACUGGAACACUGUGCUUAUUAUAGACGCAAUCGUGAAGGGCAUGAAACAUUGGUGAUCCAGGCAGACAUGGAAGUGCCUUGUAGUGGAUCCUGGCGCUGGGUUCCAUUUCACAGGAAUCUCGCUGGGGUUAUGUUCCAGUACUUUUUUUUUAUCUCUCUCUCUCUCUCUCUCUCUCUUUGUCGCUGUAAAGCCUGGCACAAUCUAGACCUUCCCAUGGCACAGCCCUGGCUUCAACUCUGUGGGCAACCCUAAGGUUCAAUUGACACUGUGGCUCACAGAAGCCUGUGAUUAUCAAACUGUAGCACAACUCCUGGGCUCAACUCCUGGGCUCAACUCCUGGGCUCAACUCACUUUCUGGUUGGCUGCGUCAUUAAUCUCUAACGGAUAAAGCUCACAUUUUACAAUGGUCAUACCUUAAAUGAUUAACUGAAGUGCUCAUCCCGGCUUGCUUUGAUUCUGAACCACUUUUCGAUUUUUUGAAGAGGAUGGAAUAAGAAAACUGCAAAGAGUCUUGUGUUAAAUUAAUGUUCCAUGGGAUACAUUUUUUAUCAUGUACUACUCCAAGAGCUUUUUUUGUGGGGAAAUUAUAAAUCUUGGCUAUUAUAAUGGGGAUCAGAGGAAUGAAUCACCACUGCAUUCCUCUCUAACUUUUGUCUUUACAAAUCAUGCUCUAAAAACAUCGUAGGUCCUGUGAAGCAUUUUCUUUAAUAUAUAUAUAUAUAUACAUUUUGACCAAAAACGUUUUUUAUACACAUAAAACAUUUAUAAUUUAAGAAAACGAAAUGCUUAAACUAUUUCUUAUUUUAUAUUGUGCUAUAUGUAUGUUUUUUUUUUUCUGCAUUUGCAAUUCAUUUUAAUAUUGUAAAUAUUUUGUUUGCUCUAAGUUCAAGCGUUACUUUAGUCAAUUCUGUGGCGCGAAACUUAGUCGUAAUAUGUUCAAAUGCUGUGCAGAUCAUAUGUUUAUAAUAUUUUUUCUUCUUAUGAUGUAAAAAUGUCCCUGCUUCUCUAUAAUGAGUCAUGCUGUUAACACACACACACACACACACACACACACACACACACACACACACACACACACACACACACACACACACACACACACACACACACACACACACACACAUACACACACACACACACACA